Astrephomene gubernaculifera is the source of this 2452-nucleotide messenger RNA. NCBI's taxonomy places the organism in Eukaryota, Viridiplantae, Chlorophyta, Chlorophyceae, Chlamydomonadales, Astrephomenaceae. The record is from the annotation of a GenBank genome assembly.
ACCCAUAUUAGGAGCCAUUAGCCACCAGUUAAGCCACUUGGAGCUUGGGAAGGAGCACUUGCCUGUUUCUUGACUAGAGUCAACUGAUUUAAGGCCAGCAUUGUUCUCGGCUCAAGUCUCCUUGUCAAGAUGUCGGCCAACAUGCAGCUCUUCCGUCCCAUCAUGGCCGCCCUGCGGUCCGGGGCCAACCGUGCGCCUUCUGGCGCCCGCGGCUUUGCCAGCAGCGCUGGCUCCGACAGCAUCCUUGUGUCGGAUAUCACCCCGACGGGCAACCGCACUUCCGUAAUGGUUGGUCUUAUGAACCACUUCCAGAGCGGAGCUUCCAAGGUUGGCUACUUUGAGCCCGUUGCCGGCAAGAACGGCGAGAUCCUGUCUCGUGUCUUCAACCUGUCGGGUGAGACCGCUGGCGCCUCCGCCGCUGAGGCCUCCAAGCUGCUUGCUGAUGGCAAGAAGGAUGACCUGAUGGACCAGAUCUACACCAAGUUCCAGGCCAGCAAGUCCGGAAAGGACCUGACCGUUGUUGGUGGAACUGGCACGGACCUGGAUGCCACUGUUGCUCAGGCCCUGAGCACCCCCGUGCUGCUGACCAUGACCGCCGACCGCAGCAUGUCUGCCGAGGACAUCUACACCACCGCGCUCUCCAAGCGCCAGGCCUUCGCUGACAAGAAGGUGGACGUCGUUGGCCUGAUGCUGACCGGUGUCCCCAAGUGCAAGCUGGCUGCUCUGAACGGCGACCUGAAGGAGAAGCUGGCCAAGUCCGGCCUGCCCCUGGUCGGUGCCCUGCCCGAGGAGGACCUGCUGUCUAGCCUCUCCCUGGAGGAGGUCCGCAAGGCCGUGAUUGCCCAGACCAAGGCUGCCUUCGACCAGCACGUUGACGUCAACACCGUCGUGGCUGGCCUGCAGAAGCCUAAGUCCACCGACUACGUCUCCCCCAAGGCCUUCCAGUACGGCAUCUUCCAGUCUUGCCUGGCCAACCCCCAGCACAUCGUGCUGCCUGAGUCGUCCGACAAGCGUAUCCUGGCUGCCGCUGUUGAGGUCACCCAGCGCCGCCUGGCCAAGGUCACCGUCCUGGGCAACCCCGAGACCGUCGCCGCUGAGGCCAAGAAGCUGGGCCUGGACCUGACCGGCGUCAACGUCGUUGACCCCAACUCUUCGGCUCGCAUGGACCACUACGUGUCGAUGCUGGUGGAGGCCCGCAAGUCGAAGGGCAUGACCCCCGAGGAGGCCCUGAAGACCCUGCAGGGCGACAUCAACUACUUCGGCACCAUGAUGGUUGCCGCCGGCGACGCUGACGGCAUGGUGUCCGGUGCCAUGCACACCACCGCCGCCACCAUCCGCCCCGCCCUGACCAUGCUCCGCACCCCGGACAAGAACCUGGUCUCCUCCAUCUUCUUCAUGUGCCUGGAGGACCGCGUGCUGGUGUACGGUGACUGCGCCGUCGUCGUGAACCCCAACCCCGAGGACCUGGCCCGUGUCGCCGCUACCUCGGCUGACACCGCCGCCGCCUUCGGCUUCGACCCCCGCGUGGCCAUGCUGUCGUACUCCACCCUGGGCUCCGGCGCUGGCCCCGAGGUCCAGAAGGUGACCGACGCCACCGCCAUCGUCAAGUCCAAGCGCCCCGACCUCAAGGUGGAGGGCCCCCUGCAGUACGAUGCCUCUGUCGACAUGAGCAUUGCCAAGACCAAGAUCAAGGGCGGCAGCGCUGUGGCCGGCAAGGCCAACGUGUUCGUGUUCCCUGACCUGAACACCGGCAACAACUGCUACAAGGCCGUGCAGCAGAGCACGGGCGCCAUUGCCAUGGGCCCCGUCAUGCAGGGUCUGUCCAAGCCCGUCAACGACCUGUCCCGCGGCUGCACCGUGCCCGACAUUGUCAACACCAUCUGCGUGACCUCCAUCCAGGCCAUGUUCCAGAACAAGAAGAAGUAAAGCCCCAUAACCAUUGUUUACUUCACCCUAGUGGCUUGGGCUGUGGCGAGAUGGGACGUGUUUGGGUGUGAUUAACCUGGCUGGAUAGCCUCAAUUCUUUCCCAUGACCUACACUUGGGCAAUAUGGGCAGGCGACCAAAAGGGCAUGGCUCUUGGUGCCCAACAUUACAUACUGUUGCUCAUGCGGUUGUGGAACGCAGCAAUUCUAUGCUUACCAAUUUACAUACUACAUUAAAGCAGUGGUCGGUACGAAAACAUGUUCGUUCGGCUGUGGUGUUUCGGAUUUCGCCUAAAUCGGAUUUUGGAUCGGACCUUGGAUCGGACCUGCCUAGCAAAGUCCCGAUAGUGAUCCUGCUCUCUGAUCUUCCCUUGCUAAUGUGGUUCAGUUCUAUGAAUCAUGGCCACAGGUGUAUUUUGUUUCGGCUUGCUAUAGUGCCUGGCGCAGUGUUGGCCCGGACGUCGUGUUGACCUUUGACCUCUAAAUGUUAGAGGCCAAGUUGCACGAUAAUGUAAAAGGAUUGUUCUG